GCCUCUCCCCGCGGGCUGCUCGGCGGAAGGCCGCGCCGGGGCGGGCGGAGCCGCUCGGCGCCGUACGCCCGCCGGAGCCAUGAGCUCCCACCGCAGCGAGAGCGACUGGCAGGGGCUGGUGAGCGAGUACCUGGUGUGCAAGAGGAAGCUGGAAAGUAAAAAGGAGGCAUUGCUGAUCCUCUCCAAAGAGCUGGACACUUGUCAACAGGAAAGAGACCAGUAUAAGCUCAUGGCCAACCAGUUACGAGAACGACACCAGUCUCUGAAAAAGAAGUACCGGGAGCUUAUUGAUGGAGAUCCAUCCCUUCCCCCUGAAAAGAGGAAACAGGCAAAUCUUACUCAACUACUGAGUGAGGCUCAAGAUCAAAAUAAACACCUUGGAGAAGAGAUUAGGGAGCUUCAACAGAGACUCGGGGAAGUACAAGGGGACAAUAAGCUCCUUCGAAUGACAAUAGCAAAGCAAAGACUUGGAGAUGACGAAGUUGGAGCUCGCCACUUUGCAGCACAUGAACGUGAGGAUCUUGUUCAACAACUGGAGAAGGCUCGAGAACAAAUUGAGGCUCUGAAUCAUGAUCUUCAGUCUGCACUAGAUGAGUUACAGGAUGUUAAAGAAGAACGCUCUUUUUAUCAAGAUAAGUCUGAUAGAUUAAACCAAGAGCUCAAUCAUGUUUUAGGAGGACAUGAGAACCGUAUCAUUGACAUAGAUGCUCUCUGUAUGGAGAACAGGUACCUCCAAGAGAGAUUAAAGCAAAUUCAAGAGGAAGUGAACCUUCUUAAGUGUAAUAUUACUAAAUAUAAGAAUGCUUUGGAGAGACGGAAAAAUUCAAAGACUCAUAGUAGAUCCAGUAGCAGUGCUCUGACUGGAGUCCUGUCUGCAAAACAAGUCCAAGAGUUGUUGUCAGAGGAUCAUGGAUGUAGCCUACCAGCCACACCACAGUCCAUUUCAGAUCUCAAAUCACUGGCCACUGCAUUGUUGGAAACAAUCCAUGAAAAAAACAUGGUCAUACAACACCAAAGGCAAACCAACAAAAUUCUAGGUAAUCGAGUGGCGGAACUAGAAAAGAAAUUAAGAACCUUGGAAAUUGCUGGCUUGUGGAGUCUUCCAGGCCUGAGCUACAAUGUCUCAGUGGGAUUUGGGAGUGGAAAGGAUACCAUAACGUUCAGUGACGCAUCCUUGCCUGUUAUACAGAGGUCUAGGUCACCCUUGUUAGCAUUUACUGAUAAGCCACAGCAAGCUGAAGUACAAGCAGAACAGAAGAGGGAACGUGAAGAAACUACUGCUGUUGCACAUGAUUCCAUGGCUUCGGAGGAAAGAAACUUGAAUAACAGAAACCAAAAUAAACACUUUUAUCCUUCAUUACCCAAGUUACAUUCUGAGGAAGAAGAAAUAAACAAGCUUGGAAGUCAAAUAAUUAAACUGACAAAACAGGCAGUUGCAGAACUGGAAGGGAAAAGAACAGAAAAUUCAUCUGAAGAGCAGAAGACUGUGGUUAGAGCAGAGCUGAAUGGUUCAUCUGAGGGAGGCUUCGCAUUGCCCAGCCCGGACCCGUCUGACCCUACAGACCCCUCAGCCUCAGAAAAUGAGCAGACAGCCGAAACUGAGGCCCUGAAAGGCAGUGAUGAAACUUCAGAGAGUGACUGUGAAAUUACACAUGAAGGAGAGAAUCAGAAUGGCAGCACCAUGGAUGUGGUGCCCAGUGAGGACACCAAAAGGCAUGGGGGUCUCAGUGCUACAACUGCACACACAAAUAUCGGCCUCGAGGAGCUCCCUGAAUCUGAAAACAAGAAACCAUCUGAUGCUGCUGAAAACUGUGAAUAUUAGGAUAACAACUUGGCUUGAGGUAUGAAAUCCAAGCCCUCAAGCUUCUCACUGUAAUCCUCUUGCAAGUGUGUAUGCUACUGUGAUUAUGAACAGUGCAAGUCUGUCAAAGAGCUGAUUUUUUACAUCAGUCUGUUAAUAUUGGUCUGAUAACAGUAUUCUGUUAGUUUUGACUGCAGCAUACCAAAAAUGUAAGUUGUCUGAGGGGAAGAACUUGAAGCUAAUGGGGUAUAAUCAUUCUGAUUCUGUGCAGUGAUUGAUAUAAUUUACAACAGUGUAGCAAAGAGACCAGUGAUAAUGAUGUAUCACGUACAUGUGAGGUGUAUGGUCUUAGUGCUGGACCGUAUCCUAAUGCUCAGAAGUGUCUUCCAAGGAUGGAGAAUUUGGAGUGAUAAAUUGAGAAGUAUCUUAGGGUUGCUGGCUUUUGCUUGUUUUUCAGACUGCAUUCUGUUUCCCUUUGCAAGUGCAUACUUAGAAUAAAAUUACUAUUGCUUUUUAAGGAAGCAGAAUCCUUUCUGAAAACCAUCCCUGCAUGUGCAUCAUUAUCUCAUUUCAAACCUUUCUAUCUUCUCAACUGUACAAAUUUUUGCCCUCCCUUUCCCAGCUCAUCUCAUGAAAACAUAGGGAGUUAUUUCACCAGAUACUAAGAAUGCAAAUUAAUGAUGCUGUGAAGGAAGUAUCAUCUGAGGAGCCAGAAGUCUUUCAAUGAGAAACAGCAGUACUGUUCCAAAGCUAAGGGAGCAGCAAGAAAAGAACCAAUGAUGCCCCAUCCUCCUCCUUCAUGCUCUACAUUUCCAGAAUUGCAUCCCUCAGCCCCCAGGAGGUGAAACAGCCCUUGGAGAAGCGGGUGGUAGAUUUCAGCCUCCUCCUUACAUGGCCUCCUUUCCAAAUCUGUGUUUAUUUGUUUUCUAGUGUUUUAGAAAACAUAAACAUUUUUCGUAUGUUUGUUUCCUCCUCACCUCACCAGUCUUUGGUGUAGUAGUAGGUUUAUUUGUGUUGUUGCUGUCUUUAACCUCUGCCUGUGUUGAUAUUCAGACAUAAGAAAACAUUCCUGUAAUAACUGUGGGAGAAGGAGGCUGCUGUGUCAUUCCCCAGCACGCUCCUGAUGCUGGAGCUGUGCCACUCUGCUCCGAGGAGGGCAGCAACAAGGGAAUACUUAACGGUGAAGUUAGCAGCUGUUGGAGAAGGGGAGGCACGUCCUUCCUCUCCUGCCUGUAGCAUAAGGAACAGUCUCUGCAGCUGUGGAGCUUCUAUGGGCCAGCAGCCGUCAAGGCAAUUUUUCUGCUGGCUUGGGACCUAAUUGUCUGUAAAUGUUCAUUUCUCACUCCUAGAACUUGAAACCAAUCAGAGAGAAUUAAACCAAAUUUAAUAAAAUACUACUAAUAAAAAGGAAAAUCCCUCCCAGAUUGAGUUCUCCUUUGACAAAUAACUGCCAGCUGCAAAUUUUUACAGCCCACUUGUCAGCUACUGAAUAAACAGAGUUUAUAUUAGCGAUACUGACAAACUCUUCUGUAUAUGGAAACUGAGCUAGCAGGUGCUGCUAUAAUCAAGGUGUCAGAGUCCAUGAGCAAUUUGUAUUCAGCAGAAGAAGGGCUGUAUGUAAAUGAUUACAUACAAAUAUAAGGAAUGAUAGAGGGAAGGUGAAAAAUCUGGCUCGUCGCUGUUGUCCUGUGCUUUCCCUACCAGGUGCACCCAGGUAAACCCUUUCAGUAUCUCUGCAGGCAAUAAAGCCGUAGUCACAGUGCUCCCCAAAUAGGUUUCCUUUCUCUUUAAAGGUAAUUUGACAUUGCAGCAUUUUGCUGAUGCUAAGCAGCAGCCCUUAGGGAAAAAACAGCUGUAUAUUUAAGUGCGUUAGGAACAUGAAGCAGUAAAAAGUUUUUCUUCCAUUAUCCUGAUGACAAUUUAAGUUCCUCAUCACCUGAAAACCAAGAGGAGUUUAAGCAUUUGAAAGAUUGUUUUGCUGUUCCCAUUAAUUGGAACUGACUGCACUAUUGACUCAUUUAUAUGGCAGUACUGACAAGUCAGAAGAGAAAUAGCUGCAGAAACUGAGAUCUCCAGGAGAAUGUGGCAGAUUUUUUUGCUUUAAUGCUUGAAUGUUACAUCGGGUAUCACUUUAUUUGAGAUGCAUUCUUUUCCAUCUUUCACAGAUUAAUCCUAUGCAGAGCUAAAUAUCAAAGCAGUCAGAACUGAUGCAAGCCAGUAAAAAGGGCAGGGCUUCACAUAGCUGAGCUCUGAAAUUUUCAGGGUUGUUUUUGGCCUUUGUUUCCUUGUUCUGUAUCUUUUUUUGACCCACAACUGUGUGAGCUGACAUUUGCUCCUGGUCCCUCAACAUCCAGUUAAUGGUAUUAAUUAAUCAUAGAAUCAUAGAAUCACUAAGGUUGGAAAAGACCCGCAGGAUCAUCCAGUCCAGCCAUUCGCCCAUCACCAAUGGUUCUCACUAAACCAUGUCCCUCAACACAACAUCCAAACGCUCUUUGAACACCACCAGGCUCGGUGACUCCACCACCUCUCUGGGCAGCCCCUUCCAGUGCCUGACCACCCUUUCAGAGAAGUAGUAUUUCCUAACGUCCAGCCUGAACCUUCCCUGGCACAGCUUGAAGCCAUUCCCUCUAGUCCUAUCACUAGCCACACGAGAGAAGAGGCCGACCCCCAGCUCACUACAACCUCCCUUCAGGUAGUUAUAGAGAGCAAUAAGAUCUCCCCUGAGCCUCCUCUUCUCCAGACUGAACAAUCCCAGUUCCUUCAGCCACUCUUCAUAAGGCCUGUGCUCCAGACCCCUCACCAGCUUUGUUGCCCUCCUCUCCAGGGCCUUGAUGUCUUUCUUACAGUGAGGGGCCCAAAACUGGACACAGUCCUCGAGGUGCGGCCGCACCAGUGCUGAGUACAGGGGGACAAUUACUUCCCUGUUCCUGCUGGCCACACUAUUUCUGAUACAAGCCAGGAUGCCGUUGGCCUUCUUGGCCAAUGAAAGGCUUAGUGCAGAAAUCAGAGCAGGUGGAAGUAGUUGUGGACCAGCAGCAGCUUUUCAGCGUCUCACUCAUUGAUUCUUUUAGUGUGGUUUUCCUAAGAAAAGAAAACUGGUGUACAACCCUGCAAUUAGGUCAUCUUGGUAACUAUCCUCGCUCCAUUAGCCCUCAGUUGUUAAAACUGCAACGAGAGAUCUGGAUUCUGGAGAGCCCAUUUUAGAGUGCCGUAUCACUGCUGCAUUGCUGCUCCCAUCCAUCCUGCCCAGGGAAUGGGUGCUCUGGCUGUGCUUUUAGCCUGCUCCCAGGAACACAAGGCUUCAAUACUGGGGCAGCUGUAAGAGCAAGCCUGCUCUCUGUGAUCUCUCCUUGAAUAGUUCUGUCAGUAACUGUCUUAGAUAUUGUUUCAAGCGAUGCUGUUGUGCUGUUAGAAUUAUGUGGGGCUUUUUUGUUUGUUUGUUUUCAUUGCUUUUGUUUUGUUGUGGAAUCAGCGCUGUUUUGUUGAGUCUCUUUUAGGCUUGUGUUCCCACUUUCUAGGACUUCAGAAAUGGAGAAAUCACAUCCAGGUGUAACACCUUUUGCUGUUGGGCUCUGGGGAAGUAAACUGCAAAGGGGAGCCUUGUGGCAAGGAGAUGGAGAGGAUGCAUUCCGUAAAUUGAUUUGAAGCACAUUGCCUCACCUGUGAGCAAAUUCAUGCAUUAUCUGUGAGAAGGAUUUCAUUUGAAAGAACUGUUGUGGUUAUUUGAAAAAGAAGCUCGGCGCAUUUGUAAAAUAAUGGUGUGAAAAGGACAGAUUGAGAGGCAUCAUUUAGAAUGUUGCCUCUUUUCUAAGCGAGACUAUUUUUAAGCAUACAGUGAUUUGUAUAAUAAAGACAGCGGAAUUUCUUUAAUCCAUAUGAGCUCAGGAAUGUAUUUUGAAAUCUUAACUGAGAUGAAGUUGAAAGUCUGCUACGUUUCUAAAAGAUAGGGUUUUGUUUACCAGCCUCUGUUUUGUAGUUUUACUUCUUAAAUGACGCGGUAUAAUUUAUUUGCAAACCUCUCUUUUGUUGCUGCCUGGAUUAACUGCGCAACAUAGUUCAACUCUAUUGAUAUAUUUUGUCAUCUAGAAUAAAACCAUACAUUUCCUGA
Messenger RNA from Gallus gallus (chicken), 5909 nucleotides. RefSeq names its product coiled-coil domain containing 149 (gene CCDC149). Bases 80 to 1822 code for a protein of 580 amino acids. The transcript has 13 exons. The record is from RefSeq and is a predicted model, not a curated record. NCBI's taxonomy places the organism in Eukaryota, Metazoa, Chordata, Aves, Galliformes, Phasianidae.